GACCGGAAGUGCCGGCGGCGGGGUCUCGAGCUGUGUUCAGUCACUGCCCUGCUCCCCUGGCUCCGGUGAACUCACGCUGGUGGGGGGUGGGGGGGUGUAGAGGAGGCCCCUGCUGGGCGGGGCCUGGCGCUCCAGAGGCCCCAGAGGCCCCCUCAGACCCCAGUUCCCGUUUCGCCCGCCCUCCUUGCAGCCGCCACCUAGCGGAAGUCUGCAGGGCCGAGGCAGCAGACAGGAGACCUCAGAGAUCCCUUUUGGCUCGUACAAGGGCAAAGGCUAAGUGCGUGACGUUUGCAGACUCGGCUGACUUUGAAUUCCGUCCUUUCCGCUUCUUAGCUGUGUGACCUUGGGUCGGUCAGUAGCCUCUUUCCAGCAUUUAGAUCGUAAAAUGAGGUAUGACUCGUUCUCCGAGGACCCUCCUGGUGUCCAUAUACUUUGAUGCAGGGAGUGGAGAGUCCUGACCAGAGGCCUCUCCACGGCUCUUCGGGACCGAGGUGAGAGUCACGGAAAAGAGCAUUUUCUGCCUUUGCUGCCAAACGUCUUGCCCUGAGAAGUCUGGGCUUUUAAAGGAGGCCAUCCAUUUCCUAUCCAUUCGGGAGGCAGUGACCUAGGCAUACUACCCCAAUGCUGCAAGAAGGAGGUCUUUAUUCUCAGGACUCUGUCCUUUCUGAAGAAGGGAGACUAGAAGAUGAGGGUAUGGCUGGUGUGCUUUUGACAGCCAAGUCCCAGGAAUCUGUGGCAUUUAAAGAUGUGGUCAUGGACUUCACUCCGGAGGAGUGGAAGCAACUAGAACUUCCUCAGAAAGACCUAUACAAAGAUCUGAUGUUGGAGAAGUAUAGGAAUUUGGUUUUGCUGGGGCUUCCAGUUUCUAAACCUGAUGUGAACUCUGAGUUGGAGCAAGGAGAAGGAGAAGAAUCAUGGAUACCCAGGAAAGAAGUUCCAGGAAGCACUUGUUCAGACUGGGAGACUGUACCUAAGUCCAAAAAAUCACCCCCAAAUCUUGACUUUUUUGAAGAUGACUCACCUGCAUCUGAAAAAGCAAUAAUGGAAACACUGCCAAGGAUUAGUCCAGAGAACCCCACCUUUCAAGACACAUGGGAAUGUGAUGGCAGAUUAGAGAGGCAACAGGAAAACCAAGAGAGAGAUUUAAGGCAAGUAAAAAUCACGCACAAGAAACCUUCCCCUGGAGAGAGAGGUCAUGAAAUUAGUGAACUUGGAAGGAACUUUGGUUUGAGGUCAGUCCUUGUUACACAACAGAGAAUUCCUAUAGGAAAAGGCCUCUUUAAAUAUAAUACACAUAGGAAGAAUUCAGAACUACUUAAACAUCGUAAGAUACAUGCUGGAGAGAAACCCUAUACUUGUAAUGAUUGUGGGAAAGGCUUCAGCUACUGCUCAUCCCUUUCUCAACAUCAGAAAAGUCAUACUGGAGAGAAACCAUAUGAAUGUAAUGAAUGUGGGAAAGCCUUCAGCCAGAGCUCAUCCCUUGUUCAGCAUCAGAGAAUUCAUACUGGAGAGAAACCUUAUAAAUGUAAUGAAUGUGGGAAAGCUUUCAGCCAGAAUGCAAACCUGACAAAACAUCAGAGAACUCAUACUGGAGAGAAGCCUUAUAAAUGUAAUGAAUGUGAGAGAGCCUUCAGUGACUGCUCAGCCCUUAUUCAGCAUCAGAGAAUUCAUACUGGAGAGAAACCCUAUGAAUGUAACGAAUGUGGAAAAGCCUUCCGCCACAGUGCAAAUCUCACAAAUCAUCAAAGAACUCAUACUGGAGAAAAACCCUAUAAAUGUAUUCAGUGUGGAAAAUCCUUUGGUUAUUGUGCAGCCUUCAUUCAGCAUCAGAGAAUUCAUACUGGAGAGAAACCCUAUAAAUGUAAUGAAUGUGGGAAAGCCUUUAGUCAGAGUGCAAAUCUCACGAACCAUCAGAGAAUUCAUACUGGAGAGAAACCUUAUAAGUGUAAUGAAUGUGGGAAAGACUUUAGCCAGAGUACAAACCUCAUCAUCCAUCAGAAAAUUCAUACUGGAGAGAAACCUUAUGAAUGUAAUGAAUGUGGGAAAGCCUUCAGUGAUAGCUCAGCUCUUAUUAGACAUCAUGUCAUUCACACUGGAGAGAAACCCUAUGAAUGUAAUGAAUGUGGGAAAGCUUUCAAUCAGAGCUCAUCACUUACUCAGCAUCAGAGAACUCAUACUGGAGAGAAACCUUAUAAAUGUAAGGAAUGUGGGAAGGCUUUCAGGUGUAGUUCAGCCUUCAUCAGACAUCAAAGACUCCAUAUAGGAGAAUAAACACAGGACCAUUGAAAGCAGGGAAUGUCUCAGUCACAUAUUUAUUUAUUUAUUUUUGUUUGAAGUGGCCAGUUGUUAGGAUGAAAAGAGUCCUUAAGGGAUUGUAAGCUAUUUGAGAGCAGGCUUUUGUUGCAGAUUUUUUCCCUUUUAUAACAGCUUUUAUAAGGACCACAUACAGAGGCCCUUAAUAAAUGCUUGUUGAUUUAA
Molecule: messenger RNA, 2478 nt
Organism: Monodelphis domestica (gray short-tailed opossum)
Lineage: Eukaryota; Metazoa; Chordata; Mammalia; Didelphimorphia; Didelphidae
Gene: ZNF79
Product: zinc finger protein 79
Biological process (GO): regulation of transcription by RNA polymerase II
Cellular component (GO): nucleus
Molecular function (GO): DNA-binding transcription factor activity, RNA polymerase II-specific; RNA polymerase II cis-regulatory region sequence-specific DNA binding
Source: RefSeq, a predicted model, not a curated record